Closterium sp. Naga37s-1 is the source of this 483-nucleotide messenger RNA. NCBI's taxonomy places the organism in Eukaryota, Viridiplantae, Streptophyta, Zygnematophyceae, Desmidiales, Closteriaceae. The record is from the annotation of a GenBank genome assembly.
AUGUGUCAUCCUCGGUGGUGUGGUCGAGCCACCGAAGAAGAAAGACGAGGUGUCAUUCGGUCGUCAGCUGCAGUGGCUACUGCUGUAGUGGCAACACCACCCCCGCCACCCCCUCACCCUUUCCCCCCCCACCACAGUAGUGGCGGUAGAGAGAGAGAGGAGGUGGCUAAUGGUGCAGCUGUGAUGCCCUCCCCAACCACACCCUCGACCUCCCCCCACCCCCGCUCACCGCAGCAAGGGCAGCAAGGAGAGAAGGUAGAGAGACGGUUGCUGACUGGUCACACCCGCCGCCCCCUCAUCCCCCUACACCCCCCCCCCCUCCCUCCCCACCCCCACCCCCAUUGUUCCACGAGCAGCAGGGAGAGGGAGGACAGGUGGGCGGCAUCGCAGCGGCGUGGCGCAACAGCGGAGGGGCGUCAGCAGGCAGGAGCGUCAGCCACCCCCGCUACCUCCUCCCACUGCGGAAGUCCCGGCGGAAGCUGA